Ilex paraguariensis (yerba mate) is the source of this 1242-nucleotide messenger RNA. The record is from the annotation of a GenBank genome assembly. Lineage: Eukaryota; Viridiplantae; Streptophyta; Magnoliopsida; Aquifoliales; Aquifoliaceae.
CUGAUCUGUCACUCAGCCUCUCAUCUCUCUCUCUCUCCCUCUCCUAUCUCUUCGCUCUUUCUGGCCUCUGCAGCUCGUCUCAAGUCUCAUUCGUCUCUCUUUCUCUGCGGCUAUUCGAUUUCGACAGUCUUCAACUGAACUUUCGUUCGUCCCUUGCUCCAAGCAAGCAUCUCGAUCAUCUCUGUCUCUGAUUGCUGGCUUGAAUCGAAGUAGGGGUGAGGGAUUCGCCUCCGUUCACUUGAUACUUUUGAUAGAGUUAGCAAAGAAGUCUUAGUAGAGUGAGAGAGAUGGCAACAGAGGACUCAUGGAAGAAGCUGAAGAGAGCAACUGUUGAUAGAUUAUCGAAACCACUUGGAUUGAAGAGAGAGAAGGACAAGAACAAGGAGGAAAAAAAUAAGAUGAGAAAUUCAAAUCUUGUUGGAAGCGAGGAAAGUUUGAAUAGUUUUAAGGAAAGAAAGAAAAAAAACAAAUCUUCACGGCAGAAAAGAAGCAGGAAUGAAGGUGACAAAGUUGAUAGUGAAGAAGUUCACCACUUCCAUAUGAAAGAUGAAUCAGAUGAAGUUGACAGAGGAAAGAGAAAGAGCAAAGUGUUGGGGAAUAAGAAAAGGAAAAAUGAGAUCAUUAAGGAAACAAUGCCUGUAGAAGUUGAUAAACUCCAUAAUGAAUGGGAAAGUGGCUUUGAUGAACACAAUGUUGCUAAUGAAGUGGAAGAAAAGAAAAGGAGCAUAUCAAGGAAAAAGAAAAGAAAACAUCAGAAAUUAGAGAAAGCUGAGGUUGACAAAGUGGAUGAGCUUUGUAAUGAUGUUAAAGACACCGCCAACUCAAAAAAUGGUAAGUCAAAAAAAGCUCAUAAAAUGAAAAAGAAGGAUCAGUUAUCAUCAAGGAAAGAUGUCAAGUUACUGGAAAGAAGAGGAGACGCUGAAGAAGAUGAGGUCUAUCAAAUAUUUGCCGGGGAUGACGACUGCUCUAAAGGAAUGAAAAGUAUGAAUUCUUACUAUCAGAUACACUUGGUUUUGCCUGUCGUGGUUAUAUCUUUCUAAAUGUUUACAUCUUGCUGUCAUGAUGUAGCCACACAUAGGGAUCCAAAAAAAAAAUCGUAGCCACGCACAAUCUUUCAGGGAAAUAAAAAAGACUAGCCAGACAUAGGUGAUAACUGGUAAGUAUAACCUCAGCUGUAAUCCAUCCUCAAAAGACCUGGUUCUAGCCUCUACUUACUUGGGGUCGGUUUCAUUUAUAAAUCCU